AUGGCGACCACCAGAGGGUUAGGACAUGUUGUCUCUGUUGUUGUGCUGUUUAUUUCAUUUGCGAUUUUAACUAAUGGCUACACACCGAAACGACAGCUAAAUACAUACCUGAACCCAGGUUGUGUGAAGGACUGUGGAGGGGGACUGGCUUAUGUGAAGGCAAGGGGAGAUAUGGACACUCUACACUUUGUGUUCACUACAGUGGGAACUCCAACAGCACUGGUGAUCAGGACCAAUACACUAGCUGACAGAGAGCAUGACAGAUUGAGUUUCAAUUGGGACAAACUUAGGUCCAAUGACUCAGCUGGAGCUGUCUACACUGACAAUCCACAAACCAAAGUGCUAUAUUCAUAUGGUCUCAUGUUCACAAGGUUAUUUCAGUACAACGACACAUCAGAUGAUGCAGACCUUUCUCACUACUCAGCACCCAGUUCUGAACUGACUGUGUUUGAUUUUCUGGACAAUGUUACCAUGUGGGAGAAUCUUUUGGACACAUCAUCAGAUGAACUGAUUAUUUUAAAAAUUCAACAAACAGAUCCUGACCUAUCAACUGCGAUUAUGAAUGGUUCUCUAACGAUACAGUUUCACAUGUUUGACCAUGAAGAUCGGGCAGAUGACCUUCCUCACCUACAGUACAAUGAAGACACAACACACUUCGACUUCAUCCUCCAGGAUAUUGACACAGGAAACCGUUCCAAUGCCCGCUAUGGUUUAGAGACAAUCUUCUUCAGUGAGGAUGCUGACAAGGGAGAUAUGACUAUCGAGGAUGUCAAGUCAAUUGAUGAUGAGUACUCUCCGGGUGUUUUUUCUAUCAACAACUUGCUAAGCAGACCGGCAGUAAAAGCAAAUGGCGGAUUUCUACAAUGGAAACCAAUAUGUUACAUGAAGCCUGCCAGGGCUCGCUCAGUGGCCACUGCAGUGAAGAAAUAUGGGCCUCAAACUCUGACAGCAGAAGAUAAAACCAACACAGGUUUUGUUAAAAACAGUAUUGCGUACGCCUUUUAUGGAGGUCAUAAAAUCAUUGAUGUUAAGAUGUCGUACUCCAAUUUCUCAUUUGGACUUUCAAAGGAUGGUUUUUUUACCAAAAACAAUUACACAGCAUGGACUGGAUCACUUGGCUAUGGGGUUCCCCCAGCAGACAAGGUGUCCACACUGGUUAUCUCUGUGAUAUCAGCUGGUCUUGGCCUGCCUGUUGUACUUAUGGUGUUUGGUGGUUUAUUUGUCUGUAUGAAGAACAAGUUUGGAAAAAAAGCUAAAACCACAAGCUUUUCGGAAAACAGGAUCAAUUGAAUAAGCUGGUAAAUUACAAGGACACAUUAAAGAACAAUCAUUUAUGAUUCAUCAUCAAGGACAUGUUGAUACUGUGAUAUAAGUCUUGUUGUUUACUUUGUACAAAGAUCAGUUUAAACAUAAAUUGAAAACAAUAUUUGACUUAUUUUGAAAUAUUGUAGACUCAUUUUAGAAAUAUCAAAUAAAAUAUAUUGUCUCCAAAAAGUUACAUAAAAAUUCCAAAACGUAUCGCAUUUGGAUAUUGAAAACAUCUGAAAUGUUAAGGUAUAUUGUGUUCAAUGAGAAAGCUAAAAUCAACUUUUAAGAUUUACAAGGUCAAUAUUCUAAUAUUCAAAUUUUUUUAUUAGAAAAUAUUAAAAUAAAUCUGUUGCUCCAAAUCUCUAGUUUAAAAUACCAUGUCAGUGGUAUUGUUGUAAUGUAUACUGGUGCCAAAUAAUUUCAUAUAUAGAUACAGUCACACAUGAAUGAGAUUUUUUUAACCAUUUCAUACAUGUAUUUGUUUACUGUAUUUGAAUGUAAUUAACAUUUCAAUGUUUCAUGUAUAUGUCUCUACAUUCCAAUACUCCUUACUUUGUGUUGUAUAAUUUUCUUGUAUAAAUAAAUCCUAAUUUUUGUUAUUGAGUAAAUUGAUCACACUGAAAAUGUUGUAAUUAUCAUAAAGCAUCUAUGGUUGAAAGAUUUACUGAAGAGAUGUGAGUGAGAGAUGCUUUGAUGUAUUGUACUUCAUUAAGAAGAAAUGAAAGUGGUAUUUUCACAAAUUGAUUUACUUUGCAAGCAAAACAGUACUAAUAGAGAAUGUGUCAUUAUGGUUGAAAGAUCAUAUUAAAUUAAUACAAACAUGAACUUGUUCUAUAGAACUACUAAUAAUAGAAUGUUUACUACCAAAACAUUUGUUAAAACUGAGAGGGUAAUGAGAAACUUUGAACUUAUUGUUCAAAAUAUUUUCUCUUUCUCUCUUUUUUUUCAAAACCUCAAAAUUUCCCAAAAUUGGCAAAUGUUUUAUUUUUUAGAUAAGUUGUCUACAUUGUAUCUAUGCAAUGAAAACAUUUAGAGUGAAAUGUGUUGGAUUUGUAAUUUGUCUGUUUACUAUU
This is a messenger RNA of Ylistrum balloti, 2381 nucleotides long. RefSeq names its product glycosylated lysosomal membrane protein B-like. NCBI's taxonomy places the organism in Eukaryota, Metazoa, Mollusca, Bivalvia, Pectinida, Pectinidae. Gene Ontology annotation, cellular component: lysosome. The coding region runs from base 1 to 1290 and encodes 429 amino acids. The transcript is spliced from 6 exons. The record is from RefSeq and is a predicted model, not a curated record.